Molecule: messenger RNA, 2256 nt
Organism: Erpetoichthys calabaricus (reedfish)
Lineage: Eukaryota; Metazoa; Chordata; Cladistia; Polypteriformes; Polypteridae
Gene: cpsf6
Product: cleavage and polyadenylation specific factor 6
Exons: 10
Coding region: 73-1764 (563 amino acids)
Biological process (GO): mRNA alternative polyadenylation
Cellular component (GO): mRNA cleavage and polyadenylation specificity factor complex
Molecular function (GO): mRNA binding
Source: RefSeq, a predicted model, not a curated record
CGCCUUCCUGCGCGCGAGCGAGUGUGUCGCCUUCUAUGCAGAACGCCUCGCGGAGGAGAGGCUGAAAGGAAAAUGGCUGACGGUGUGGACCACAUCGAUAUCUACGCAGAUGUGGGAGAGGAGUUCAAUCAGGAAGCUGAAUAUGGUGGCCAUGAGCAAAUAGAUCUUUAUGAUGAUGUUAUUUCACCUCCUGCUAAUAAUGGAGAUGCUCCCGAAGACCGAGACUACAUGGAUAGUCUCCCACCAUCUGUGGAUGAAGUUGGGAAAGGGGCCCCUGCCAAUGUUGUUUAUACAUACACUGGGAAGAGGAUCGCCCUCUAUAUUGGAAAUCUUACAUGGUGGACUACUGAUGAAGACUUGACAGAAGCCAUUCAUUCUGUUGGAAUCAAUGAUGUUUUGGAGAUUAAGUUCUUUGAAAACCGAGCCAAUGGCCAGUCAAAAGGGUUUGCUGUUGUUUCUGUUGGAUCAGAGUCAUCUUCCAGGAAGCUAACCGAGUUGCUGUCGAAGAGAGAACUUCAUGGACAAAACCCAGUUGUUACCCCAUGUAACAAACAGUCACUGAGUCAGUUUGAAAUGCAAUCACGGAAAACUACUCACUCAGGACAGAUGUCUGGGGAAGGCAAAGCUGGUCCUCCAGGUGCAAAUUCUCGUGCAGCAUUUGCCCAAGGGGGUAGGGGAAGAGGGCGCUUCCCAGGUGUACCUGGCCCUGGUGUAGACAGAUUCCCAGGACCUGUUGCACCAGGAGGGCCACCCCCACCAUUCCCAGGUACCCUCCUCCUGCGUGCAUCUUUUCUACCAGGAUUACAAGGACCCCCUCGACCACCACCAGGCCCUCCUGGCCCUCCUGGUCCUCCUGGACCACCUCCACCUAAUCAGAAUCUUCCACCACCUCUUUCAGGACCACCUAAUAGAGGGGAUCGACCUCCUCCACCAGUAAUGUUUCCUGGGCAGCCUUUUGGUCAGCCUCCAAUGGGCCCUCUUCCUCCUGGUCCACCUCCACCUGUCCCAGGCUAUGGGCCGCCUCCUGGUCCACCUCCACCACAGCAAGGUCCUCCUCCACCUCCUGGGCCUUUUCCUCCUCGUCCUCCAGGUCCCAUUGGGCCUCCAAUUGCACUGGCCCCGCCUCCUCACCUCCCUGGCCCCCCUCCAGGAGGUCCUCCACCUGCUCCUCAUGUUAACCCUGCUUUUUUCCCACCCCCUGCCAACAGUGGUAUGCCCUCUUCAGACAGCAGAGGUCCUCCUCCUUCAGAUCCUUAUGGUCGGCCGCCACCUUAUGAUAGAGGAGACUAUGGCCCACCUGGCAGAGACAUGGAUGCCGCAAGGACUCCAUUAAGUGAAGCAGAAUUUGAAGAAAUAAUGAACAGAAAUCGUGCAAUUUCAAGCAGUGCUAUUUCAAGGGCAGUUUCAGAUGCUAGUGCUGGUGAUUAUGGAAGUGCUAUAGAGACGCUGGUUACGGCUAUUUCUUUAAUUAAGCAAUCCAAAGUAUCUGCUGAUGACAGGUGUAAAGUACUGAUAAGUUCAUUACAAGACUGUCUACAUGGAAUUGAAUCCAAGUCUUAUGGUUCUGGUUCAAGAAGACGAGAGAGAUCCAGGGAGAGAGAUCACAGCCGGUCAAGAGAGAAAAGCAGACGUCACAAAUCUCGUAGCAGAGACCGUCAUGAUGACUAUUACAGGGAAAGAAGCAGAGAGCGUGAGAGGCAUCGCGACCGGGAAAGGGACCGGGACCGUGAGAGGGACAGGGAGAGGGAGUACCGCCACCGUUAAGGAAGCUGAAGGAAGAGGAAUGUUUGACAAGUCAAGACGGGCCCGUCAUGGAAAGACUGUCAGUGUCUCUUUCUACUCAUGGAUAAGAGUGAACUUCAUAAUCUUCAAGGAUGUGUAAAACAGCAAGAGUAGAGUAAAUCAAAUCUACACAUGGUAACCGAUGGCUCUCUUUUUUUAUUUUCCUUUUAUUUUAUUUGAACACAACCUGUGUGAUAAAAAAAAAAAAAAUCUCUUUACAGAAAUAAAAAUUUGCCUUUUUCUCUCCAAAACAAACAUUUGACAUGUUGUAAGCAUUUUGAAAUGUUCAUAAAAAUAUUGUUUUUAUAGUUUUCCUGUUAAAGGAUAUGUUUCAUGUAAUGUGUGUAAACGUCUCAGCUUUGAUAAUUAAAUAGAUCUAGUGUUGUAAUAAACUCUUUACUGGGGCUGAUAAUUGUUCAAAACCUGCCAUUUUUCCCAGUUCAUUUAUAUUAAAUGUAUGUGCUGUAAAUACUA